AUAGACCGCCACGUCCUGACACCUUAUAGGAACCUGUAUUGUGAAUAAACAUUUAAUUCUAUACAAUUCCAGGAUGUUAUAUGGAGACAUUUGAGGGGAUAUUCCUGCACAUGAUUUAUCUUCUUGCUCUCGGAUGAUGAGGUUUCUCCAAUCCAGGAUCCUCUGCUGAUAUCUUCUAUAUAAUAGAAUUCUCCUGGAUGACCCAUCAACCAUGGAGAGAGACAGGAACAAGAUGGCCGACAGGAUCAUAAACCUCACCCUACAGAUACUCUUCCGGCUUACUGGAGAGGAUUACACAGUAGUGAAGAAGUCCUCUAGUGGGCGCUGUCGGGCCCCUGUGUGUGAAGGAUGGGGAAGAACCCUGAGCCCAAUCCCGGGGCCCCCACCUCACUCCCUGAUAUAUGAGGAAAUGGAUGAACAGAAGAUCCGAGAACUCAUCAACAAGAUGAUGGAGCUGCUGACUGGAGAGGUUCCUAUAAGGUGUCAGGACGUGGCGGUCUAUUUCUCCAUGGAGGAGUGGGAGUAUGUAGAAGGACACAAGGAUCAGUACAAGGAUCAGGUCAUGAUGGAGGAUCAGCAGCCCCUCACAUCACUAGGCAUAAAGGAAGAAGAGACAGAUGUGAGCGGUGUUGAGCAGUAUAAGGAGAACAUUCAUACAGGAAAAGAUCUGAUCUAUAUUAAUGCUACAGACAUAAAGGAAGAAGAAGAAGAAGAAGAGACAGAUGUGAGCAGUGAUGAACAGUAUAAGGAGGACAUUCCUACAGAGAACCGCCCAGAUUCUUGUACCAGGAGAUCAGAGGAGAAUCUUAUAUCUUCAGAUUAUAAAGCAGAUGAUGAUAUCACACAAGAUACAUAUGAAGAACAUUCCAUUAUCCCAGAUACACCCUCAGCCCUUCACAGCCAAGAUCUGUCAUCUCAUCCUUAUAUACAGGUCCUGUCUUCUCACUCAUCACAGGAUGUUCAGCAAAAAGAAAGUCAUAGAAGGGGUGUUGGACAACAACGAGCUCAUACAGGAAAGAAACCAUAUUCAUGCUCAGAAUGUGGGAAAUGUUUUACUAAGAAAUCAAAUCUUGUAGUACAUCAGAGAACUCACACAGGAGAGAAGCCAUUUUCAUGUUUAGAAUGUAGAAAGUGUUUUACUGAUAAAUCAAGUCUUCUUAGACAUCAAAGAACUCACACAGGGGAGAAGCCAUUUUCAUGUUUUCAAUGUGGGAAAUGUUUUACUCGGAAAUCAAGUCUUGUUCAACAUACAAGAACUCACACAGGGGAGAAGCUGCUUUCAUGCUCAGAAUGCGGGAAAUGUUUUACUAAGAAAUCACAUCUUGUUCAACAUACAAGAACUCACACAGGGGAGAAGCCAUUUUCAUGUUCAGAAUGUGGAAAAUGUUUUACUGACAAAUCAAGUCUUGUUCAACAUCAAAGAAUUCACACAGGGGAGAAGCCAUUUUCAUGUUCAGAAUGUCGGAAAUGUUUUGCUUCGAAAUCAGAUGUUAAUCGACAUCAAAGAACUCACACAGCGGAGAAACCAUUUUCAUGUUCAGAAUGUGGGAAAUGUUUUCCUGGGAAAACAAAUCUUUUUAAACAUGAAAGAACUCACAGGACGGAGAAGCUAUUUUCAUGUUCAGAAUGUGAGAAAUGUUUUACUAAUAAAUCAGGUCUUGUUGUACAUAAAAAAAACUCACACAGGGGCAAAGCCAUUUUCAUGUUCAGAAUGUGGGAAAUGUUUUACUAAGAAAUCACAUCUUGUUCAACAUCAAAGAACUCACACAUGGGAGAAGCCAUUUUCAUGUUUACAAUGUGGGAAAUGUUUUACUC
This is a messenger RNA of Hyla sarda, 1815 nucleotides long. RefSeq names its product oocyte zinc finger protein XlCOF7.1-like. The transcript has 6 exons. NCBI's taxonomy places the organism in Eukaryota, Metazoa, Chordata, Amphibia, Anura, Hylidae. Bases 212 to 1732 code for a protein of 506 amino acids. Gene Ontology annotation, molecular function: RNA polymerase II cis-regulatory region sequence-specific DNA binding; DNA-binding transcription factor activity. Gene Ontology annotation, biological process: regulation of transcription by RNA polymerase II. The record is from RefSeq and is a predicted model, not a curated record.